AUGUUUAUGUGCCCCAGCUGUUUGACUGCACACGAGACUCUUCAAGUUACGUUUGAAGGACACACAAUCAUACCAGCAGCGGAGAUUCGACCAGAACUUUACGAGGUCUUAUUGAAGCGCGAAAAUUUCUGCUUGGAGAAUUACCACUUGCAGUCAACAACAAACUAUUUCUGCCUGAAUUGUCAGUCUUGCAUUUGCUUUUUAUGCGUCGUGACGACACACCGGGAACAUGAACUUUUGGCUCUCGACGAGGCAGCUGACAUCGAAGCGGAGAGAAUUAUUACGAACAUUGAGCUAGCUAGAGGAAAAGAAAACGUGUUGAUCGAUGCGAUCGAGCAGUUUGAAAAAAGCAUCGAAGAGUUGGAAAGCAAUGCUGAAAUUGCUAAUCAUGGAGUCUUUGAGGCAGCCGAAGAGAUUAUUUCAAACAUUCGAGAACGCACUCUUGAAAUGCUUGCAUCCUUCGUUACGACGCACGCAAUUGAACAAGCGAAAAUAAGUAUUGCAAACGAAAAAAUGCUAACCCGGUCCAAAUGCGACGAAACAACUCCAGCGUCGACAAUCCACGCCACAGUCGACAAACAUAGAGCCUUACGAGAAGUUGGGAAAUAUCAACAAAUACUUGCAGAAAGUCAAGAACGUCAGCGUGAGGCAGUUGAAUAUCUAGAAUACAUUGAGAAUACGCGCGUUAUAAGACUUGAGAAAAUUGAUGAUGCUAAAAGGAAAGCGAAAUCACUGUUGGAACAAGUGAAUCGGUCUGUCGACUUUGUGGAAAGUGUGGUUAUGUAUGGUUCAAGUUCAUACAUUAUGCAAAAUCGAGAAAAUUUGUAUAAAAGAGUUAAAGAUCUUUGCGAAACUGAAGUUCCACAACAUCGCGAAACCUCUUAUAUUAAAUUUACGGCGGCAAGUGAGGCGGGCCAAAGACUGGGUUACAUCUUAACUGAGGAGAUAGAUCUGAGUCUGACCACUUUGGAAGGACUGGAUGAAACUCUUGAGGCUGGCGUAAAGGCAGUGAUGACAUUAUGUCCAAAAACGACCGAGGGUAACACAAUUAACCAGCCAGACCUAAAGGGUCUUGUAGAAGUAUUGAUUGAACCUGCACCGGAAGUGGCGGAUUUGGCUAUUAGCGACAAAAAAGAUGGGAAGCUUGAAAUACAUUUUACGCCGAAGGUACCAGGUGCCUACAGCAUUGAAGUUAAAAUCAGUGGUGACAGACUUCUCAUUUGCCCUGCUAGUGUAGAGGUGACAGAAAAUGAAGUGGGUGAGUUUUAAUAUCGAUGUAUUAAGUAGAAAAGUAAGUCUUGGUAUUUAGGCAUUCGGACUUUACGGUGAAUCGAACAUAAUUGGACAAUUCAAUAUCUGCAAGUUCGGUUACUGAUCCAAUUGAACUAAUUAAUAACAAAACUAAUCUAAAUAAGGGCUAUAACUAAAUCGAACUCGAGUAAUUUAUUUCUGCGAUUUCUGAGUGCAAAAUUGCGUGUGCAUAGUCUACUAACAGUACAAAAUCACCGGAAUUUUUUCCGAAGGGUUGAUCUUUAACGUUGAGUGGUGUUCAGGGAAGCGACUGGCGACAUAGAAAAAUAGGUCGUUUGACCUGUAACUGUGAGAAUUCUAAAAGGGUGGUCUUGGGACUGAAUAACUCUGAAAGUCCAACGAUCACUCUAAUCUUAGAGGAGCAGUCUGUGAUGAUUUAAUAGUUGAGGGCUUCAUGAGAGAUUUAUUUCAGCUGUUCUGUUUCGCGCGAUCAAAAGGUGAUCACACUCAUCAAACAAUGCAAAUGAUCGGAGCAUUCAGUUCAACGCUUGCGGUACAACUGACAUACACGGUUGUUGUAGCGGCUAUAGUUCGGCGUUAUGCUGAAGUUCGGUAAUUCGAUAGGUUGAGGAUUCUUAAGUGUCUCUUGCAGAUUAUUGCAGACUUUUCGUGAGAAACACAUUCACAUUUCUUGCUAAUAUUGGGUGAUCCUCUCUUGCUAAGAUCUUCAACUGACCCGGAUCAAACUGAAACACAACCGGUAACCUAAUUAAUGAACUGAUCACUUUUUAGUUAUGUCACAUAACAUAAGCACCAAAAAGGCAAUAAAAGCAACCCUUGGCUUAAUUACCGGUAAGGUCGCUGCAACCGGAAUUCGUUCUAAUUGCUCAUAGUUAAUAAUAGUUUUGUUUUGAUUUUGAUAUUUCUCUCUCUGUUUGAGCUUCAGCUCUGAACAUUCGACUAUUUUCCAAGACAGAGAUUAAGAGGGAGAUUUUCAAGUAAGUAUGUUUGCUUAUGAUGUAAUUACAAAGUGAAAACUGAGGAUAGAAGAUAUCUUUUAAGGUCGGAUCUCUGCAAAUUCAAUCUUUGGGUUUUCCCGAGUUACGUGUGACAUGUGCUUUCGUUAAUAAUGGCCAUCGAGUGAAUAACUAGCCUGGCUUUUUUCUUGUAUUUCCGUCCAUAGUAUUAUUUUCACUCUUUAACUCAAGUCUGACAACAGGAUCUAAACAUUUUCAGAGAAACGAUUACAGAGAGAGGAGAGGUAAAAAUGUUAAAAGAGCUUCCUGGUUGUUUUUCAUUUGCAUGCCGUGCUGUGAGGAAACCUACGGAGGUCAUAUGCUCAUUAUGGAGUCCAAGAAUCCGAUCACCAUCUCUUGGACCAAAUGAGAUCAUAGUAAGUAGUGUUGUAGAGCUUUCCCUGAAUGAACGGCCAUCGACUUCCAAAGACAUGAAAGAAUUUCACGGAAAAGUGAUGAUAGCUAUAUCACAUAGUGCAACUGACCUGAAAGGCUAUGAACUGGUAGUAAAAAAAUUGACAAAUGGAGAGAACAGGGACUGGGAGGACUUGGAGACCAGAAGUGUCUGGAGACCAUCAGGUACAAAUAUUGUUUAAAAUUAUACCAGAUAUCGUCUGUCCCCGACAACCUAAUCGCGACUUGCCUUGCUAAGGGCGAGCUAGCACUACCGAUAAAAAUCGGAUGGUGAUCAGACGCUUGCUCGAGGGUUUUACUCGUCUUGUAUGUUGUUAAUAAUGAUAAAAGUUUUCAACGAUUGGGAAGACACUAACCUCGUUAUUUCUGCUAACCCUUCGCCGGCAUGGCCGGCGUAUCAAGAGGAAUGAUGUUAAUUAAUGAGCCAGUUAAUUAGGAUGUUAUCACAGUUCUUAGAUUUUCGAAAGAAGUCCUCGGAUGCCAUUAGUUAGCUUGAUCCGAUAGCGUGAUGUAAGGCAUGUAUUUUCAAAUACGUUCUCUAACUUGAAAUCGUUUUUUUAAAACGAUUCCAAGCCAGAAAACGUUUUAAAUUUUUUUAGUAAUGUGUAAAGCUAUAUAUUUAGUACCACUGACAUUACUUAUUGCUUUUAUUUAUUGCAGAUCUAGAAAGUGGGCAUUUUGGAAGGCAUCGACUUCCAGAUUGGUUAUUUCCUUUUGUUGAGGCAGAAAUAGGAAGUUCCGCGUCCUUUGCUGUAGUAUGGCGCCUCAAGUCGUUCACAUUUAACAAACCAUCCUUAACGACCUCUCAGUUUACUUGCUCUCUCCAAGAGUAUCCAGGACUAAGUGUGAUUGUUCCUCAAAGUUCUCUCCCUUCAAGUGAAAACUUUUCAUUGACCUUAAAGGUAACAUAGCAGGGAUUCAAGUGUAACUUAACUAAGGAGUUCAGUGCCUUUAGUGUUUGUCUUUGUUGACCAAACAAUGCAGUAUACUUUAUAAUUGUGAAGAGCUCCGUCUUUUUCUUUCUUUGAGACCGAAAGCAACAUGUAGUUUUAAAAGAAUGGCUAUAUCUUUGCGCUUUAUCGAUUAUAAUCACCGGCAAUCACUUUGUAUUUGGAUUCCUUGCAUAUAUUCUUCUUGUUUCAAAUCGCUUGCUGUUUCCUGUACAGGUACAAGAGGCUCCGUGUGAUGCAUUUCCAAAUAGUACCAUCUUUGGCGGACCUAUCCUUCAUAUUUCGUGUAAUCCAAAACUAGGGCACUUAUCGACACCUGCCACGUUAAAACUCCCCGUUACUCUGCGAGAAGACACGAUUAAGUUGCCAUACCAUUCGCCCUAUGACUUAAGAAUAUUUUGUCGACGCUCUGAAGACGAAGAACCAGAAUGGGCAGAAAUGACCGAAGAACUAGGACGAUCAGUAGAUCUUGAGAACGGGAUAGUGACUUUUGAAGUAUACCAUCUCUCAGAGUAAGUAUAUGACCUUUAGGAUGGCCGGCUGGUGCAGUCCGCUGAGUUCAUAAACUCAGAAUAUUUCCUUUUUCCUCUAGUGGUACAGCAUUACCAACGACCCGUCAUGAGGUUGGGUAACUUAAAAUUGAGUAAAAACGUUGAUCGUGACGAUGGAUUUAUUAAGUUGUGCGUUUAAGGCUACCCCUACUGGAAUACCGAUUCACAAGUGAGACUGAUUCACAAAAACUUUGUUUUCGAAGUCAUUCUUCAUGGUUCAAGGGAAAUGAGACAAAGAGAACUUCUAAAAACAAAUCACGUUCACUUAUGCAUGGCCAAACCGAAAACGCGCGUCGCGAGGAGAAUUAAAGCCCAGCUUUUAACUUGUAAAGAAAAAUCUCCAAAAUGGAAUUGGAUUGAAUAAAGAUUUCAGUUUUGGAAAUGAAAGACUGAAAAAUUAAUCUUCAGGUAGUUAGCUCAUAACGUCUCAUGUUCUCCUUUAGGUUCUGGGUAUGGCUUGACUGGAUGAAGAAACCUGCUGUUUCUAUGAAGACGUCUGUACGGGAUCUGUACAGGAGACUCAUGGCGCAAGAAGCCCGAUUUUUAGCUUGCCUAUGUGAUAUAGGGAAACCUGGGGACUACUUGCUAACUCUUUGUUGUUUCCCAUUCCACUUAAAAAACUUGGUGCAAGAAGGUUUAUCUUCAACAUACCGUGUGUGCUGUCAAGGUGAAGAAAACUCAUUGAAGCCACUUUGCAGGGAAGAUCAAGCAUUUGUGUCCCUCUCCGAAGCAUUUAUUGUAGUGCAAAAAGGACAAUUUGAAAACUUUUUUCUGAAGUAAGUGUCAAAUAUCAAGAUUUAACUUUCACUUUUAAGUUUUUGCCAUCAGUGGUUCCCCUUUUUCAAAUUGUUCAGACUCUGAUGAUUUGCUCGUGAGAGACAAAGUGACCUAAAAAGGGCCAGCAUCGCUUUCAGCUAAUAUUUUGGAGAAUUCAAUGCCAUAUCCUCUUCUUUCGCCAAACCUAUGUUCAAGGGGUUAUUUAUACCCCUUACUCACAAGCAGAUUCUUUAGUAACCUUUUAUAGAACUCUAAGCGUUUUCUGUCCUUCAGGUUUCUGGGUAAUGAGCCAUUUCAACGUAGCGUGCCCGUUAGAGUCGUCGAUCUAAGCUGUCUACAGGUAGACUUCUAUAAGUGGCAGGAACACCGAUCUGACAAGGAAAUGUUGUGUUCAUUGUUUGUCAUACCAACAUCUCAAGCUCAGGUACCUUACAUAUGAUCUUAUCGUUGAAUUUAAUCCACUUAACGCGAUAAAGCAGCCGCUAAGGAAAGUGAGAAAACAGAGCAGCGGAUUUGCCCUCUUCGGCACACCCCAACCAAAAGUUCCCCUAUGUAUCUUUCCCCUGGGAGGUAUAUGAGCUAUUUUGCUCAAAAAUGUUUUGCACAGUCCAGUAGACUGACAGGAUCAGUUUUGAGUUGGCCUACAGGAAAAAUCAGAUCAACAUUACGCAUUCCCAGUCUUUUGUGUGACCCAGUAAAUCCUUGGGGCUCCCUCCUGAUAGAAAAUUUAGUGCAGGAAUGAAAUGCUAGCAAUUUUGAUAAGCUUGGAUAAACAAUACAUGGGGCUUACCGGAGAGGGUGGGGCGAAGAAGAGGCAAACGCGUGCUCAGAUUGCUUCAAGUGGAUUUUGAAAACAAUGGAUGUGGGCUUCUAGAGGCUCGGCCAAGCCCCUUAACAAACAACUUUAGGAAGAAAAGUGAAGAACCAAUCUGAGGAUUUUAGUGUCUGUUGCAGGGCUCUUACAAUUUUAGCUUCCCCUCUACAUUGCAAGAGAGGAUGAGGCACAAGGAGCAAGAUGGACAGGUAAGAACUAAAGAUACAAGUAGAAACUAUAUAAUUGAAAGCACAUUGGCAAGUUAAAUGUUACCUCCUACAGGUUGAAAAGAACAACAAUCUCCAAGUGUACUCAGCCAAAGAUGACUAGUAAAAUCACAAAUGUUCAUGCAGUAACUGUCAUAUUCAAGUAUUCAUAGUAGCCUUGAUUUCAUUCAUCGUUUGUAGAAUACAAAACGACCAAGAGUCUGUAAAAUCCGCUCAGCGGAAUUAGCUUUUUGUCGAUAAGCUGUUAGGUUUUUCACUUACCUCAACAUCGCAGCAAAGCAGUCUCUUUUAGAUCUUAAUCGGUUCAUAUAUCGCGAUUGCCGACUGCAGUGUGCAAUGUAUUGCGAUAUCUGUGUAAGAUAUUUCGAGUAACCACAUGGUGUAAUAACCAUCAAUGCUCAGGCUCCAACGUCCUUGUGGGUUUGCCUUAAGUCGAAGGAGGUAAUUAGCUGUGAAAUGUAACCAACACAAAAUAGCACGAUUGUAAAUUUGUCCAUUCAGCAUCGUUGAGCAGCUAUCUAGUUUGCACUUAUCUAAGCAAGAGCCUGCUAGGCAUGCCAUUGUAUACUUUCCUAUCAACCCAAAACUGUCACCUACCUUGAUUCGGCUUUGAACCAGGGACUUGCAGUUGGGUGGGGGAGAGAGGGGGUGCAGGUUUGUGAUUCGGCGGAGUUCAGGGAUCAAGCUCCUCAUGAACCACGUUGCAUUCCUUCUUGGUUAUCACCAGAAGAUUGUAACGUAUCGCUAUUUCGUGUCAAACAGAUCUCUUGGUCUCUACGCUUGGCUAUAACAAUUAGACUAAUCAGUUAUUUAAACUGGCUCUCAUCAUUCUGUGUAAAUCCAAGUUGAGAGUAACAUUCUCAGAAAAAAACCUUUGAUGGUGACUUUUGACAAACGGCUUCUGUAUUUAUUUUGUUGUAGCUUAUUCCUAGAGACAGCCAAGCGUCCAUUUCAACAAGGGGAUUUGAACCAGAGGACUCGAGCAUUUUCAUCGACAGAAUAUUGAGAAUAACUAUGUUGGCAGAUGAAUGGAAUUCACUGAAAGGUGGUUUAUCAACUUUUAAUAGAGAACUUGCUAUUCACUUCGCGAGAAAUCCAAAAGUCGAUGUCACUUUCUUCGUCCCACAUGGUGUUUGUGGGAGAGAAGUAAAGGAAACAGCAAAAGAGAAAGGGGUUACAAUUAUCGAGGCAGAACAACUCACAGCUUGUACUUCCCAAGAACAAUUAUUUUUCCCACCGAAAGACCCUCAAAUUGACAUAAUCAUCGGCCAUGGUGUGAAGCUUGGAAGACAAGCUCAAGUUAUUAAAAACUCCCAUAGGUGCAAGUGGGUUCACGUGGUUCACACCGUGCCUGAGCAACUUGGUAUGUUCAAAGACUAUCCGAAAGCUAUUGCAAAAGGUGAAGAGAAGAACCUAAGCGAGCUGGAGCUGUGUGCAAAAGCCGACCUUGUCCUGCCAGUUGGUCCAAAAUUAGAGAGCUUUUACUCCCAUCGUCUCCGUGGUGUUAAGAAAAAGCAAGACGUUAUGAAAUUUACUCCUGGCAUAAUAGAGGAUCUAACGGAUGCUGAACAAUCACCACACGAGAAUGACGUGUUUCAGGUUCUUGUGUUUGGGCGUGGUGAUAACGAGGACUUCAGACUUAAAGGUUACGACAUAGUAGCCGAGGCAUUCGCACUUGACGAGCUAAAAAAAGAUUGCUUUCACAUAAAAUUUGUCGGUGCAUCUAGUGAGCAACAAGACAAUUUUGCUGAGAGGAUUUUGCGGUAUGGUGUUCGCGAAAAUCAAUUGAGUUUCGGGCGUUACGUUGAAGAUAGAAAACUAUUAAAGCAAUUACUAGUCAGCGUGGAUCUUGUUCUUAUGCCUUCAAGAACUGAAGGAUUCGGUUUCACUGCGCUCGAGGCCUUGUCUGCCGGUGUGCCAAUUCUUGUUGGCAAAAGCUCAGGUUUCGCAAAAGCGCUAAGUGAUGUAGAAUUUGGAGACCACUGUGUGGUUGAGAGUGAAAAGGCAAAAGAUUGGUCAGACGCGAUCAUAAAGGUUUUCGAGAAGAAAAGGGGAAAACGCCUGAAAGAAAUACAAAGCCUGCGAAAAUCUUAUAAACAGACGUACAGUUGGAAAAGGCAAUGUGAAACUCUUGUGGAUAAAAUGUGGAGAAAGGUUUUUACUGAGUAAAGGAUUGUAAUCAUAUGAAAAGAUGCAACUCAAGUAAUGGACAGAGUUUUCUGUGCUGAAUAGAUCUACACGAAUGAACAGCUACUUCGCGAUAUUCAUGAAAAGGAGGCAACUCCGCUACCUCACUCCAAAAUUUUAAGUUUAGCUAGUGAAUCAAUGUAAUGUUUCACCACAAGCAAUUAUUAAAUUAUUUAUAUAUUUAUCUAAUGAACAUUGCAAGAAAAUGAAGAUAGUGAACUAAAUUUAUACAUAAAACUAGUAACAGUGCACUUGAAUCAAGGUUUAAGUUUCUUCUUUGACUGCACACAACAACGUGAGGGAAAGUAGUGGCCUGAUUGGUAGGCCUGUGCACUCGGGUUCUGACACCGAUUCGCUAAAUUUGUAAAAUGUAUACACACUUAGAUUUUACAAGUUUCAUACUUUGACUCGC
Molecule: messenger RNA, 8599 nt
Organism: Pocillopora meandrina
Lineage: Eukaryota; Metazoa; Cnidaria; Anthozoa; Scleractinia; Pocilloporidae
Source: the annotation of a GenBank genome assembly